AUGGAGGCAAAGCAGCUGAGGAAAGACGUUGAGGCCCUCAUUGACGAUUACAUCGGACAGAAACUCAGAGAGAAAAGCUUCGAUCCGAAGGGCAGAGGGAGCUGCACGGUGCUGGACCACCUGGCUCAUUAUGACCUCGCCAUCAGUGUCGCCCUCUGGUGGUUGGACAGUGAGGAAAGACGGGAUGUGCUCAACAGAGACAUGAUGUUCGGCAGCAUCUUGUACCCAGAUCACUCUGAGCGGGAGGCCAUGAUCCUCUCGUCCUUUGCAUGUAUUGUCAUGAACAGCCUCCCGGUUGAAGACAUCCUGUCUCUCUACCGGAGGAAACCUGCGGCUUCGUACCCCAACCGGCACUCCAAGGUCUCCAUCGUCUGUCCCUUCACUCUGUCCUACCACCCGUUCGCCAUGUUGUCCUCGUACAAAGCUGUGCAUCACUCCAGGCAGCACAAUCUGAAGCUGAAGCGAUGGCUGUCCGGCCGGGCCAAGGCCAACGCUGCAUCCAGGCGGCUGUCGGAGCAGCCUUCCUCCUCCUCCUCCUCCUCCUCCUCCUCCUCCUGUGGGUCCCUCUUCAGUGGAGGACCUGGACUCCACGAGGACUCUGGGGAUCUGGUCCAGGACUGCGACCCUCCUCCUCCUCUGCUGUAG
Molecule: messenger RNA, 645 nt
Organism: Salarias fasciatus (jewelled blenny)
Lineage: Eukaryota; Metazoa; Chordata; Actinopteri; Blenniiformes; Blenniidae
Gene: c9h2orf80
Product: chromosome 9 C2orf80 homolog
Exons: 8
Coding region: 1-645 (214 amino acids)
Source: RefSeq, a predicted model, not a curated record